Molecule: messenger RNA, 3561 nt
Organism: Echinops telfairi (small Madagascar hedgehog)
Lineage: Eukaryota; Metazoa; Chordata; Mammalia; Afrosoricida; Tenrecidae
Gene: SLC24A3
Product: solute carrier family 24 member 3
Exons: 16
Coding region: 78-1784 (568 amino acids)
Biological process (GO): calcium ion transmembrane transport; intracellular calcium ion homeostasis
Cellular component (GO): membrane
Molecular function (GO): calcium channel activity; calcium, potassium:sodium antiporter activity
Source: RefSeq, a predicted model, not a curated record
AGCUCGCUUGGCUGGCCUCGGUGGCGCUGCUGCUCUGGUCGCUGUCGAGGCUGCGGGAGCAGAAGGAGGUCGACAUCAUGGAUCUCAUGUGGGAAGACAGAACAUGGAUGGGAGGGAGGAAAUUAAUGCAAGUGAAUGGCACUCUGACUUCCGAAGAUGCAGGACUCCGGAAAGUCAAGAAUUGCACGAGUCCAGCCCUGGAGGAGUUCCCCAAGGACAUCUUCAGCAAUGAGGACAGAAAACAAGGGGCAGUGGUCCUCCAUGUACUCUGUGCCAUGUACAUGUUCUACGCACUGGCCAUUGUGUGUGAUGACUUCUUUGUGCCCUCCUUGGAGAAGAUCUGUGAGCAAGUACGAUCACUCUCAGAGCUCCUCUUUGGUCCCAGGAUUCUGGCUUGGGGAGAGUCAAGUCAGCUGACCUGGGUUUUUGUUUCAGGAGUCUUCAUCACAAAGGGGGACGUGGGUGUUGGGACCAUCGUGGGCUCAGCCGUGUUCAAUAUCCUCUGUAUCAUUGGUGUCUGCGGACUCUUCGCUGGACAGGUAGUGGCUCUUUCCUCCUGGUGCCUGCUGAGAGAUUCAAUUUACUACACAAUGUCUGUGAUUGCACUCAUUAUGUUCAUUUAUGAUGAAAAAGUUUCUUGGUAUAAUGCUUGCAUUCAUCAGUGCUUCGAACGGAGGACAAAAGGUGCCGGCAACAUGGUCAACGGGUUAGCCAACAAUGCUGAAAUUGAUGACAGCAGCAAUUGUGACGCGACGGUAGUGCUACUAAAAAAAGCCGAUUUCCACCGCAAAGCAUCCGUGAUCAUGGUGGAUGAGCUGCUGUCCGAGUAUCCACACCAGCUCUCUUUUUCUGAGGCUGGCCUUCGAAUCAUGAUAACAAGCCACUUUCCACCCAAGACCCGGCUCUCCAUGGCCAGCCGCAUGUUGAUCAAUGAGAGACAAAGACUGAUAAACAGCAGAGCUUGUGCCAAUGGAGAAUCUGAGGUGGCCAUCAAAAUCCCCAUCAAGCACACAGUGGAGAAUGGGACAGGUCCCAGCAAUACCCUAGACAGGAGUGUCAAUGGGACCCGCAGAGAUGAUGCCGAGGCUAGACAUGAGAUGGACAAUGAGAAUGAUGAGGACGAGGAAGAGGAAGAUGAAGAAGAAGGGCCAUACACACCAUUUGACCCCCCCUCUGGCAAACUGGAAAUAGUGAAAUGGAUAUUCACCUGGCCCCUGAGUUUGGUCUUAUACUUCACUGUUCCCAACUGCAACAAGCCCCGCUGGGAGAAAUGGUUUAUGGGGACGUUCGCUUCUUCGACGCUUUGGAUUGCAGCCUUCUCCUACGUGAUGGUGUGGAUGGUCACAAUCAUUGGCUUUACUCUGGGGAUUCCUGAUGUCAUCAUGGGGAUCACCUUCCUGGCUGCUGGAACCAGCGUACCUGACUGCAUGGCCAGCCUCAUUGUGGCCAGACAAGGUAUGGGAGACAUGGCUGUGUCCAACUCCAUUGGGAGUAAUGUAUUUGACAUCUUGAUCGGCCUGGGGCUCCCUUGGGCUCUUCAGACACUGGCAGUGGAUUAUGGCUCCUACAUCCGCCUGAACAGCAGGGGACUAAUCUACUCUGUGGGCUUGCUCCUGGCCUCUGUGUUUGUCACGGUGUUUGGUGUCCACCUGAACAAGUGGCAGCUCGACAAGAAACUUGGAGGCGGAUGUCUUUUCCUGUAUGGUGUGUUCCUGUGCUUCUCCAUCAUGACCGAGUUCAACGUGUUCACCUUUGUGAACUUGCCCAUGUGCAAGGGGCAAUGAUCUGCCAGCAGCCUGCCUAGACCCGGCUCCUUCUGUGCAAUAGGAGACCCAGCCACCCUGAGUCCCAUGGCCUGGGCUGGGCAUCAGUCAGGCUCUCCUCACGGUUCAUUCGCCUUGACUCCUGUCUGGGGAACAGUGGCCCCCUGCCUCGUCCCUCGCUCCUCUGAUGCCUCAGGUCCUACAUCCCACCAACUCCCUCACCCUUCCCUCGUGCCUCUUCUGUGUCAAGACUUCCAACAUCCAUGUGACUUCAAUCUCCCUUUUUAAACAGUGACUGAGAUUUUAGAAAAACCGGCUGCUAACUGGCCCAAGCCAGGCAAAACUUGUUCCCAAUCCUCUUCCUUUUUUUUAAUUAAGUUAUUUGACAGAAGACUAAUCUAAUUUAUGACCUGAGACUGUUGAAGAAGUAGAGAGGAGCGGGGUGCAUUGACUGUGAGGGAGUUUUAUGAUUUAGUUUUGUUUUGUGGUGAUUUCUUCGGUGACUGGGUUUGGGGUUUGCUCUGUCUGAGGGGUCUCCCCCCCCACACCUUUUCCCUUUCCUCCCAGAGAUCGAGAGCUUUUUAUAUCAUCUUUUUCACUGGGCUCUAGAUUAGUUGAUUAUCCCAAAACUGCCCUGUAGUGUCUCCUGGGAUUGGUACUAGCCACACUGGAAUAUGCCUGGACUUAGCGCUCAUUGAAGGAACAGCUAGGCAACCUGCCCAGGAAAGAAUGUGUGAGUUCUUAUACCUAAGGAUUCCCAAAGGCCUGUGGGAGUUACCUAGAGGGGUGCAAGAUGUUAAAGGAUAAAGAUAGCUUCCCACAUGCCCCGAUAAGCACCACUUCUCCCUCGUCCUUUCUAGUUGUUCAAGCAAUAGCUGUAGUCUGCCCAAGGCCUCGGAGGAGGUGGCCUGAUUAAACUAUCCACCCCGAGCCACCAGGCCAUCAACACAGGAGCUUUCCAACUGAGUUCUUCAGAUGGGCUUUUCGUUUCUUGUUUUUUCGCUUGGCCCUUGGGGUUCAAAGGGCAACCCACAGGCCGCCACUGCUUUCUGUGAAGGAGUUUAUAGACACUGGUUUCUCGGAGGGGAAGAAGCGCACUUUGCACAGGCAUUCUUGAUACAGUCCCAACUGGCCACUUCGUAUUGAAUACACUGGACCCUGAAGUCUGGCUCUUGGCCAAAUGCCCUUCCUUAUAGGGGACCACUGCCAAGCUGACCUGGCUUCACCCUUUCCCUCCUGGAAGGAUGGCAAAGGAAAGAGAAGACCAGAAAACUGACACCUUUGAAGCCACAAAAUGUGUUAAACACAAACUUGCUAAAAGGCAGAAGUUAUUGUGAACAUUUUUGCCAAUCACCACUCCAUAGUCCUGCUAGAUUCUGUGUGAUGCUGAAUUAAUAUGCAUAAUAAUUCCACAAAUUGAGAUAUACCCAUGCUUGUUCUACUGUAUUUAUUGGAAAUGUGGAUUCUUGCCCGUUCUGACCCUCAAUAUUUACUUUUGAACACUGAUCACUCCUCAUUUAUCGGUAUGGUUUUUUCCCCUAUCCCUUGUACACUUUCUGGUAUGAGUUGUAAAAGCAAUAUGCUACAAAUUGGUUGAAUGCUUCUGUCUACGGCAUAAACUGAGACCAACGUUAGCCCAUGGGACGCCCACCCAACAGAAGGACCAGAGAGGAAAUCGCCAAUUUGGUCUUUCAGAGCCACAGCACACUUACUGACUCUGUUGCACAUUUUGCACUGGUUUAUGGCAAUUGUUUUCUUUGGAUGGAUAGUGUAAAAUAAACUUCUCUGGUAUGUAUUC